GCCUGUCGCCCUUCCAGGGCCGUGCGGGGCGAUCCUGCAGCCUCCAGGCGGCGAUCCAGGGCUGCUCGAGGCCUGAGCGGGAGCCCGGAGGCGCGGCCGGCAUGGAGGCGCUGCUGCUGAGCGUGGGGUUGCUGCUGGGCGCCUACGUGCUAGUCUAUUACAACCUGGUGAAGGGGCCGCCGUGCCGCGGCAUCGCCAGCCUGCGGGGCCGCACGGCCGUGGUCACGGGCGCCAACAGCGGCAUCGGGAAGAUGACGGCGCUGGAGCUGGCGCGCCGGGGAGCGCGCGUGGUUCUAGCCUGCCGGAGCCGGGAGCGCGGGGAGGCGGCCGCCUUCGACCUCCGCCAGGAGAGUGGGAACAAUGAGGUCAUCUUCAUGGCCUUGGACUUGGCCAGUCUGGCCUCCGUGAGGGCCUUUGCCACUGCCUUCCUGAGCUCUGAGCCACGGCUGGACAUCCUCAUCCACAAUGCCGGGAUCAGUUCCUGUGGCCGAACCUGGGAGCCCUUUAACCUGCUGUUGCGAGUGAACCACAUCGGCCCCUUCCUGCUGACACACCUGCUGCUGCCCCGGCUGAAGACAUGCGCCCCCAGCCGCGUGGUGGUGGUAUCCUCAGCCGCCCACCGUCGAGGCCGCCUCGACUUCACACGCCUGGACCGCCCAGUGGUGGGCUGGCGGCAGGAGCUGCGGGCAUAUGCCGACAGUAAGCUGGCCAACGUAUUGUUUGCCAGGGAGCUCGCCACUCAGCUUGAGGGCACUGGCGUCACCUGCUAUGCAGCCCACCCAGGGCCGGUGAACUCGGAGCUGUUCCUGCGCCACGUUCCUGGAUGGCUAUGCCCACUUUUGCGCCCAGUGGCUUGGCUGGUGCUGCGGGCACCACGAGGGGGUGCCCAGACACCCCUGUACUGCGCUCUGCAGGAGGGCAUUGAGCCCCUCAGUGGGAGAUACUUUGCCAACUGCCAUGUGGAGGAGGUGCCCCCAGCUGCAAGAGACGACCGGGCAGCUCACCGGCUAUGGGAGGCCAGCAAAAGGCUAGCUGGGCUUGGGCCUGGGGAGGGUGCCGAAUCUGAUGAAGAUCCCCAGCCUGAGGACCCAUCUUCUCCGAGCAGCCCCCACCCUGAGGAGCCCACGGCUUCUGAACUCUACCCCAGCCCUCAGAGUUCACCAGACUUGUCUAAGGUCAUGUGCCGAAUUCUGGUUAAAGCUGAACCUGAGCUCCAAACCUCCUAACCCCCAGGCCGGCAAGCUUUCCAGGACACUUGGUGGGCCUUGAAAACCUUAGCUGUGUUCCAGGCCACGCACUGGGCAUUGAGAGGGUUGCAAUUUUUACCUCCAUGGUUACUUUCUGGGGCUUCAAGCUACAUCCUGGACAGCUCGUUUCCUGAUGGAAGGAAAUAAAGGGUGAUGAUUUCUU
Molecule: messenger RNA, 1410 nt
Organism: Eubalaena glacialis (North Atlantic right whale)
Lineage: Eukaryota; Metazoa; Chordata; Mammalia; Artiodactyla; Balaenidae
Gene: DHRS13
Product: dehydrogenase/reductase 13
Exons: 5
Coding region: 102-1226 (374 amino acids)
Source: RefSeq, a predicted model, not a curated record